This is a messenger RNA of Erigeron canadensis, 1771 nucleotides long. Its product is annotated as protein REVEILLE 1-like. Gene Ontology annotation, molecular function: DNA binding. The transcript has 6 exons. The record is from RefSeq and is a predicted model, not a curated record. Bases 271 to 1494 code for a protein of 407 amino acids. NCBI's taxonomy places the organism in Eukaryota, Viridiplantae, Streptophyta, Magnoliopsida, Asterales, Asteraceae.
UUAUUUCUCUCUAAUUUAUAUAUAUAUAAUUAUUAUAUAUCCAUAUAUAUGUAUACUGAUUUUUCCGGUUGGAGAUCGCUGUUGUUGUUGUUGUUUACCGGCAAUCUCCGGUCAUCGGAAUCUUGACAAGAAGACUACUUUUUUUUGUUUGGAUGUUUAUUGGUUUUGAGGGGUUAGUAGAUCCAAAAGAUUUGUGCUCCUAACUUUCCGGGUCGGGUCGGGUUGUGUGUGAAGAAAAAAGUUGAUUCGGUUCUGAAGAAAGUAUUUGAGAUGGUGUGUGAAAGCAUGGCUGAGGAUCGUAGUGAAGGCUCAGUGUCAAAUCCGCCUGUUAAGAUGGACCAAUUUCCCUCGUCUGCUGAUGAUUAUGCUCCCAAGGUUAGGAAACCAUACACCAUCACUAAACAAAGGGAAAGGUGGACUGAAGAAGAACACAAAAGGUUUAUCGAAGCUUUAAGGAUACAUGGACGAGCUUGGCGUAGAAUUGAAGAACACGUGGGCACGAAAACUGCGGUUCAAAUUAGAAGUCAUGCCCAAAAAUAUUUCUCUAAGGUGGUUCGUGAGUCGACUAGUGGUGAUGUGACUGAGGUGAAACCUACCGAGAUUCCCCCUCCUCGUCCUAAAAGGAAGCCGAUGCACCCUUAUCCCCGUAAGUUAUCGGCUCCAUUAAAAACUGGAGGGCAUCAAGCAAGAUCAGCAUCCCCAAAUUCAUCAGGAUCGGAUCAAGAGAAUCAGUCCCCGACUUCGGUUUUGUCAGCAGGGGGUUCGAAUAUAUUUGCUUCCGGUGAGCCGUGCUCACCAAACGAGAAUUCCUCCCCUGUUUCCUCUGCUGCUGAUGUUGUGAAGCCGGAAGGAUCAUCUCAUGAUGAUGAACCGGAGCUUUCACCAGAUCAAGAAAUAGUAUCUGCGACCCCAAUGAUAUUGGAAUCUGGAGGUGAAGAAAAAGAUGUGUUCACCAAAGAGAAUUCGACCGAUUGUGGGUCGACCCAUAGCUUGAAGCUUUUUGGGAAGACAGUUGUGGUAACCGAUACUCACCAACAGUCUUCCACUAAUUUAAUACAACCAAACAUGAUGCAUAUUAGUUCUUUACCCUGUGCUGCACCCUUGUACUACAUGCAAUUUCUUGAUGAGAACUCGGGAUCUUCCACCCCCAUUGCAUCCUGGUGGGGUCCCUACGGAGGUUUAUCUUACCCUUUAGUUCAACCGUGUAAUCCAAUUAUACCAACGAAGGGAAGUUGUUCAGAAUUGAACGAGGGUUGUUCAUUAACUGGGUCUAACACGAGUGACACAGAAAGUGUCAUGAAAGAGGUAAGAAAACCGAUAUUAGUGUUAGGGGGUGAAAGAUCAGCAUUUAAGAAGCAACAUAGAGGGGGUAAUACCGAUAAGAAAGACGCAUCUUUAAGAGGGUUUGUACCAUAUAAACGAUGCUUAGCACAGGGGGAGGCUCAUGCGGAUGGAGAAGACAGGGAAGAACAAAGGGUAAGACUUUGUUUGUAGCCUUUUCGAGGCCAUUCGUUAAUGGGUUGGGUUUUUUUUUUCUUACAAACGACAUAGUAUUGGUGCACAGGGGCUGCUGUUCAAGUUGAGAAAAGAAGUGUAUAAAGGGAAGGAAGUGCACCCCUGUUUUUUUCUGUGUUAAUUUUUUGGUAAUUAAUGUAUUUGUACCUGACUUGUAAUGGUAGCUUUGUACCAUUUCUAUUGAUAGCCUUCUGGCUAAGUUAAUUUUGUUCAUUUGUUGAUGGUUACUGGUUUAAUGUUAAGCUGGAUUAAGACA